Molecule: messenger RNA, 1611 nt
Organism: Vitrella brassicaformis
Lineage: Eukaryota; Vitrellaceae
Source: the annotation of a GenBank genome assembly
CGCAGUUCUGAGCGCGCUGCUUGGCGAGGUGCGGUAGGUUUAGAGAAACAGCAGGUGCCUUUUCCUUGCUGUGUGUUGCCAAUUCGGCGCUCUGCGCCCUAGGCUGCGUCUCAUGGCGGAAGCGGCCACGUCUGGAGAUGUUGCAGCCACCGCACACCUUAGGGCUUCUGAUGACCAGACCACCUCGGGCUCAUCGGUUUCUUCCCAGUAUCCGGCAGUGAUCAAGCCGUUUCCGCCGCGUCUGCUCCGCCCGCCAUGGCAGGGGCAGAGCAGUGAUGUGGCGGAAGGGCCGAAAGAUGAUACGUCAGGUGAGCCGGAGGUCAGACAGGAUGUGCAGUACAUGAUCACUCACCCGGGGCUGUCCCUUCUCUCCUCACUCUCAGGUUCAUCCCAGAAGCACAACGGGAGCAACAAGGCGGAGUCCCCCACGGUUUGGAAGCCCUCCAAAAUGCCGAUCAUUCUGCCAGGGCUAUUGCCACGGACUGUCGAUGGGGUGGUGGGGGGCGGUGCAUCGGUGACGGGCACCGCGACAGGGGCGUCGCGUGACACUCGCGGCUUUGGGUUUCCCCCAGUGCCUCUCUCAGAGCAUGGAGGGCCCACAGGUGAGGAGGGACGACAGGCAAGAGAUGGCAUGGCCAGCGUUGUGACGGUGUGGUGUGGUGUAUCCGUUUUGCGUGUAGGUUCGAAGCGUCACGCGGCGACCCCUCCUGCGCUAGGGAACCUCACCCCCUCCCCGUCAGCAGCGGCCUCCUCGCCCGACACCAAUCGCAGCGCACCCCCCGGCAGGCCCCAGCAGCGUCACGCCAACAAGCUGGCCAGGAGCUCCAAGAUCUCCAUCUCGCCCAUGCCGGAGGUGGACAACAACAACCACCGCCAGCCAGCCGCCAGCGGCAUCAAACGCCCCCACACACAAGGCAGCGGCGACGCGGGCCGGUCUCAGAAGCGGCCGGCGGUCACCCCCCCACAGCCCAAACAGCCAGCACCCGUCAAGCAGACCGACGGCCAAGCGGCGAGUAGCCCGCAGCGGCCGCCCAGUGCCGUCCACGGGGCCACCAUGUCGCUGCUGCAGACCCUCAUGCAGGAGGAGGGCGCCACGCGGUCUCUGAUGGCCCAGCUAGACCAAGGCGGCCCGUUGACACCUUCACGUCAGGGCAAGGCUGACGACGGGCAGGCCAAGCGGUGGGAGCAGUGUGUGAGCUCGAUCAACACGAGGGCCGACUUCUUGUACCUGCUCAAGAGGAUCAAGAGGGACGACCCGCCCAUUCAUGCGUCGCUGGUCGAGUAUCUGCGGGACAAUGGCCAGGAGGUGCCGGCGGACACGGAGUGGGAGGAGGAAGGAAAUGCCGCACACCGAGAGUGACUAGCCCGCACCUCGGCGUAUAUCACAAGGUGAGCAGAGGGUGGGUGGCAUCUGGUGUGGGCUCUUCUUAUCAAGCUCCUUUUCGGUGUGGCGUGUCUGUUGUGUCAGGUUUUGCGUGGAAGCUCUGCUUCACCCUUGUGUUCAAGACAAGACAAGACAAGACACCUGUCUAUAUUCAUAAGUGUAGCAUAGCUAUUGUCAUCUAUCCGGCGGCCGGUCAGCGUACCGUAUGGCGAAAACGUCACACUGUC